Molecule: messenger RNA, 3465 nt
Organism: Punica granatum (pomegranate)
Lineage: Eukaryota; Viridiplantae; Streptophyta; Magnoliopsida; Myrtales; Lythraceae
Source: RefSeq, a predicted model, not a curated record
GUUACUGCUCUGCAUCUUCCUUGAAUGAAAUUUCAGAUCUACUCCUUCCUUCCUUACACUGCUCUCACCACACUCCGCCAACCCACCCCACCCACCAUUCCCGUUCUCUUCCAGAUGCAGAGAGGAAGUGAGAGGCAUUAAAGCUCCGACCUUCUGAAUUCCCCCUCGAUCGAUCGGAUCCGCUUCCUCAGUCGGCGAACCCCUGCUCCUCCAUUUCCGAUUUCCCCGAUUGAAGCUGAUAGCUUCCUGCUGAGAUCGCCGCCGUCAAGAUGCAGAAGCAGAUGGAGAAGUCCUGCACCCUGCUCGUCCACUUCGACAAGGGCGCCCCGUCCUUGGCCAACGAGAUCAAGGAAGCCCUAGAGGGCAACGACGUCGCCCUCAAGGUCGACGCCCUCAAGCAGGCGAUCAUGCUCCUCCUCAACGGGGAGACUAUCCCCCAGCUCUUCAUCACCAUCAUCCGCUACGUCCUCCCCAGCGAGGACCACACGAUCCAGAAGCUCCUCCUGCUCUACCUGGAGAUCAUCGACAAGACCGACUCCCGUGGCAAGGUCCUUCCCGAGAUGAUCCUUAUCUGCCAGAAUUUGAGGAACAAUCUCCAGCACCCCAACGAGUACAUCCGCGGCGUAACCCUCAGGUUCCUCUGCCGGCUCAAUGAGACUGAGAUCAUUGAGCCCCUGAUCCCGUCGAUAGUCUCCAAUCUGGAGCACCGGCACCCCUUCGUCCGCCGCAAUGCGGUCCUCGCUGUCAUGUCGAUCUACAGGCUCCCCGAGGGGCAGCAUUUGCUGGAACAGGCCCCAGAGAUCAUCGAGAAGGUUCUCACCACGGAGCAGGACCACUCGUGUAAGCGGAAUGCUUUCCUUAUGCUGUUUAAUUGCGCCCAGGAUCGGGCCUUGAGCUAUCUCUUCACUCACAUUGAUAGAAUCAAUGACUGGGGUGAGCAGUUGCAGAUGGUGGUUUUGGAAUUGAUUAGGAAGGUGUGUAGAUCUAAUAAGGGUGAGAAGGGGAAGUAUAUUAAGAUUAUCAUCUCGUUGCUGAAUGCCCCUUCGAGUGCUGUCAUCUAUGAAUGUGCUGGGACUCUUGUGUCUCUGUCCUCCGCCCCAACUGCAAUCAGGGCAGCAGCUAGCACUUAUUGCCAGCUUUUACUGUCUCAGAGCGAUAACAAUGUGAAGCUCAUUGUUCUUGAUAGGCUGAACGAGCUUAAGAGCUCGCAUAGAGAAAUUUUAGUGGAGAUGGUGAUGGAUGUUCUUAGAGCACUUUCGAGUCCCAAUCUCGAUAUUAGGAGGAAAACGCUCGAUAUAGCACUCGAGUUGAUAACUCCUAGAAAUGUGGAUGAAGUUGUUUUGAUGUUGAAGAAGGAAGUAGUGAAGACUCAGAGUGGGGAGCUUGAGAAGAAUGGGGAGUACAGGCAGAUGCUAGUUCAAGCUAUCCAUACCUGUGCGAUUAAGUUCCCUGAAGUGGCCAGCACCGUGGUGCAUCUCUUGAUGGAUUUCCUGGGAGACACCAAUGUGGCUUCCGCUAUAGAUGUGGUUGUUUUUGUUCGGGAGAUCAUCGAAACAAACCCGAAAUUGCGGGUUUCGAUCAUAACAAGGCUCCUGGACACCUUUUACCAGAUCCGUGCUGCAAGAGUGUGUUCUUGUGCUCUUUGGAUUAUUGGUGAGUAUUGUCUCUCACUCUCGGAAGUUGAGAGCGGGAUCUCCACUAUCAAACAGUGCCUUGGAGACCUGCCGUUUUACACCGCGGCAACAGAAGAAGGUGAAACACAAGAUGCUCCAAAGACUUCUCAGCCUGUGAAUGUAGCUGCAGCAUCUUCUAGAAGGCCUGCAGUUCUUGCUGAUGGGACUUAUGCCACACAAAGUGCGGCUCUGGAAACUGCCAUGUCUCCUCCGACUCUUGUUCAGGGCUCAAUGUCUUCAGUAGGAAACUUGAGAUCACUUCUGCUUUCAGGCGAUUUUUUCCUCGGGGCAGUCGUGGCCUGUACCCUGACAAAGCUUGUUUUGAGAUUGGAAGAAGUUCAACCACUGAAAGUUGAGGUAAACAAGGCAACUACACAGGCCUUGUUAAUCAUGGUCUCUAUGCUGCAGCUCGGGCAGUCUUCGGUUCUUCCUCACCCAAUUGAUAAUGACUCCCAAGACAGAAUCAUCCUCUGCAUAAGACUGUUAUGCAAUACUGGGGAUGAGAUGAGGAAAAUAUGGCUGCAGUCUUGCAGAGAGAGUUUUGUAAAAAUGCUGGCAGAAAAGCAGCUCCGCGAGACAGAGGAAAUCAAAGCAAAAGCGCAGAUAUGUCAUGCUCAGCCAGAUGAUCUCAUCGACUUCUAUCACCUGAAGAGCAGGAAGGGAAUGAGUCAGCUUGAAUUGGAAGAUGAGGUUCAGGAUGAUCUCAAACGUGCCACAGGGGAGUUCACAAAUGAUGGUGAUGAUGCAAAUAGACUCAAUCGCAUACUUCAGCUUACUGGAUUUAGUGACCCAGUUUAUGCUGAAGCAUAUGUGACAGUCCAUCACUAUGAUAUUGUGCUGGAUGUCACUGUGAUUAACCGAACCAAGGACACACUUCAGAAUUUAUGCUUGGAGCUGGCAACAAUGGGCGAUCUCAAACUUGUGGAGCGGCCCCAGAAUUAUACUCUUGCACCUCAGUCGAGCAAGCAGAUCAAGGCGAAUAUCAAGGUCUCUUCAACCGAAACAGGAGUCAUAUUUGGGAACAUUGUGUAUGAAACGUCUUCUAACGUGCUGGAGAGGACAGUAGUUGUUCUUAAUGACAUUCAUAUUGAUAUAAUGGACUACAUUUCUCCAGCAACCUGUGCCGAUGUUGCCUUCAGGACUAUGUGGGCAGAGUUUGAGUGGGAGAACAAGGUUGCUGUUAAUACCGUGAUCCAGGAUGAGAAGGAAUUUUUGAACCAUAUUAUCAAGUCGACUAACAUGAAGUGCCUGACCCCACCAUCGGCACUGGAAGGGGAAUGUGGGUUCCUCGCUGCUAACCUGUAUGCAAAGAGUGUGUUUGGCGAGGAUGCACUGGUGAAUGUGAGCAUUGAGAAACAGUCAGAUGAGAAGCUCAGCGGAUUCAUCAGGAUACGGAGUAAAACUCAAGGCAUUGCUCUCAGCCUUGGGGAUAAGAUCACUCUCAAGCAGAAGGGAGGAGCAUGAUGUAUGGAAAUUCCACCUCAUUUACAACGCUCGGCCUUCUUGUUUUCUUCACUUCCAUUGCGCGAUUCGUCUAGCUUUCUGUAGUUUUCAGUUUCUCCUGAUUAUAAUUGUUCUGUUAAGUAAAAGAGAACUCCAAAUUUUGUUAAAGAAAAUUUCUUGUUUGUCGGAUAUUAGUACAUCUGUAUCGUGCUCGUCACUGCACAUGGAGAGGGAUGAAUACGACAUAUUGGUGCGUCAUGUAAGUGAUAGUGCUAUUCUUGAACUUGUUUGUUCUACAGAAGACUUGCUGCUCAUUAAAUUGUUAGUGCCUUAUUUCGGUUUUUAUUUC